GGAUGCAAUGCUCAUUCUGCAACUACCAAUGGCUCGCCAGACUAUGUCUUUCGUUGCAGUUGCUGCAUCCGGAUGAUCCCUGAAUCCGCUCCGGUCUACAUGCGCGAUGAUCUCACCUACUGCAGCUCAAGCUGCCGCGAUCGCGGGCUGUCGAGGCUCUACGUGAACCUGAAGCAGAGUCAGUUGGAGGGUCCUCGACUGCCUUCAGGCGCUUCCCUGCAGACUGCCAGCAACUACAAGUCCGAGUCAUCUUUGGCCACCAAGACCGAGCGCACCGAAAUCACUGAAGUGACGGAGAUCAGUACUAGCGAGGAGAUGGACUGGGGACGUCUGGGCCGCCUGGCCAAGAUUGGUCAGCGUGUGAUCGACGCUCUCCUGAAGCGAGUGGCCUCAAAGACUUGGGGUGCGCAGGUCUUGCGAACUUACUCCACAAGUGUGCUGUGGGGAAGAGAGGUGGCCGAGAACUCCGCCGUUGCUCCCCUGUUCAACUAUCUUCCACAGGUGGAUCAAUACAUGCAGAAAGACCUCUCCUUCGAUAUGUCUCCACGUUCGGAUGCCGUUGAUAUUUUGGACAUCCCCAUGUGCGUAUACUGAAGGAAGGUGAUUUGAGUUGGCAGGAGGGUAAAAUGGCGGAGAUUGGACGAGAACGCGAGUGUUAAGUGAAUUCAUCGAAUUGCUGCAAUUUCUUAAGUCUUUCAUAACUGUCUGAAGACUUGCCUGGUGUUUCAAGGGACAUCGCAGCAGAUUCCAGCAGAUUGCAGAACAUUUGCUGGAAGUCUGAUGCGUGUCGACCCCGUUGGCCACGAGGGGUAGAGGCUGCACUGGAAAGC
Molecule: messenger RNA, 830 nt
Organism: Cladocopium goreaui
Lineage: Eukaryota; Dinophyceae; Suessiales; Symbiodiniaceae
Source: the annotation of a GenBank genome assembly